Molecule: messenger RNA, 6685 nt
Organism: Gasterosteus aculeatus aculeatus (three-spined stickleback)
Lineage: Eukaryota; Metazoa; Chordata; Actinopteri; Perciformes; Gasterosteidae
Source: RefSeq, a predicted model, not a curated record
AGUCCUGGCAGGGCCGCCAUUUUUGCAAGGGGAAAAGAGACUGGUUUGAGGGGAUCUAAUUUCGAAAAGUCGCCGAUGACUAGGGCACUGUUUUAACGGUUUCGUGUAGAUUUAUAGGAAAAAUCCGGGACACCUCGUAGACAAAGACGCAAGAGAUUUUUCACACGAAAGGACUCUUUGGCGGACAAGUUAAUAUACAAGCAUUUUAAAGCUUUGCUAGGGAUCCGCAGUGUGUGGACAGAAGUAUUGUUUUGGUUGUGGAAGCUGUGUGGAAAGCGACGGGGGUCUUACCCAGGUCCCCCAAAUCGCUAAUCGGAUCCUUCAGAGUGGACAUAAAACGGCCUUGUGGAUGCACUUAGAUGUCUGCAAUGACUGCUGUGGCUGGCAUGCCUCAGUGUUUUGGACUCCCAUUCUCUGGACUCAGUAGGACAAGAACUGAUCAGCAGAGAACGUCAUGAGCAUAGUCAUCCCAGUAGGGGUGGACACAGCGGACGCCUCAUACCUGGACAUGGCUGCAGGCUCAGACAGACCAGAAUCGGUGGAGGCCAGCCCCGUGGUGGUGGAGAAGUCCAGCUACCCGCACCAGAUCUACAGCAGCGGCUCUCACCAUUCCCACAGUUACAUUGGCCUGCCGUACGCCGACCAUAACUAUGGGGCGCGGCCCCCACCCACUCCACCGGCCUCCCCUCCCCCCUCCAUGUUGAUCCGACAAGGAGAGGGGGGGUUGUUUGUUCCAGGAGGCCAGGACGAAGCAUCCAGGGGCACAACGCUCAGCACCUCAGAAGAUGGCAGCUACGGGGCAGACAUCACCCGCUGCAUCUGUGGCUUCACCCACGAUGACGGCUACAUGAUCUGCUGCGACAAGUGCAGCGCGUGGCAGCUUAUCGACUGCAUGGGCAUCGACAGGCAGAACAUUCCUGAGACUUACCUGUAUGAGCGCUGCCAACCACGACACCUGGAUAGAGAGCGGGCCAUCCUGCUGCAGACCAGGAAACGAGAGUGUCUCUCUGAUGGUGACACCAGUGCAACAGAGAGUGGAGAUGAGGUGCCAUUAGAACUUUACUCCACCUUCCAACACACGCCUACCACCAUCACGCUCACCACUGGGCGCCUCGGCAAUAAGCAGACUGAUAAAAAACGUAAAAAGAGCGGCGAUAAAGAGCCUCAAGCCUCCUCUGCCCGCGCUAAGAAGGCCUUCCGAGAAGGGUCCAGAAAGUCCUCCAGAGUAAAGGGCGCCGCUCCGGAGCAGGAGCCGACGGAGCACCCGUCUCUGUGGGAGAACAAACUCAAGACGUGGAUGGAGCGAUACGAGGAGGCCAGCAGCAAUCAGUACAGCGAGGACGUCCAGGUCCUGUUGCGUGUCAAAGAGCAAGGCGAUGGCAAGAGCCUGGCAUACAACACGCACCCGGCCUCCUUCAAGCCGCCGGUGGAGAGUCAAGUUCAGAAGAACAAGAAGAUCCUCAAGGCGGUGCGAGACUUGGCCCCGGACUCCCUCAUCAUCGAGUACAGGGGAAAGUUCAUGCUUCGACAGCAGUUUGAGGCCAACGGAUACUUCUUCAAGAGGCCAUACCCCUUUGUGUUGUUUUAUUCCAAGUUUGAUGGACUAGAGAUGUGUGUGGACGCUCGUAGCUUCGGCAACGAGGCGCGCUUCAUCCGUCGCUCCUGCACCCCGAAUUCUGAGGUGCGGCACGUGGUUGAGGACGGGAUGCUGCAUUUAUACAUCUACUCCUUGAGGCCGAUCGUCAAAGGCACAGAAAUCACCAUUGGUUUUGAUUACGACUACGGCAGCUGUAAAUACAAGGUGGACUGUGCCUGCGUGAAGGGGAACCAGGAGUGCCCGGUGCUCAAGCACAACCUCGAACCCACGGAGAACCUGGGCUCCGGAGGCCGGCGACGAGGGAGCCGCAAGGACAAGGAGACGGUCCGGGACGACCAGGGCCAGAACCAGAACGUGGGCCUGGACUGCGAGGGGAAGAGCAAGAGCGCCGGCGACGGCAAACAGAGGAAGCUCUCUCCUCUCCGCCUCUCCAUCUCAAACAACCAGGAUCCUGAGUUAUAUGAGGAUCUAGAAGACAAAACCUCCGUUAGCAAUGAAGUAGAGAUGGAGUCAGAGGAGCAGAUUGCAGAGAGGAGGAGGAAGAUGGCCAACCCAGCGGAGCAGUCCCAUCUCCCUGUCGGGGCGGCUUCCAGCUGGAAGGGACUGAAACACAAGGAGACACGGGAAGAGAGGAAGAUGGAGGCCACUCUGCAGGCCUUUGCCCGGAUGGAGAAACGGGAUAAUCGUACGGAGCAGGCCCUGGAGAAAAUCGGCGGCGUCAAGACGGAUAUUGGCGGCCGCCGCGACGUCAAGGAGGAGCCGCCCGCCACGCCCGAGAUGGGUGGAUUCUCCGACGGUCAUGCAGGGGAGAACCCGCUGCUGGAGGUGAAAGAGGAGCCGGGACUGAAGCCAGCUAAGGUCAAAAGCUCGAGGAACAGGAAGAGCUUCUCAAGGAACCGCACGCACAUCGGUCAACAGCGGCGGCGAGCUCGCACCAUCAGCACCUGCUCCGACCUGGCCCCCGGCUCUCCGACCGAGUCGGUGGAGCCGCUGACCAACGAGGCCCCCGAAGGAGAGGCGCCGGCCGCGCCCGAGCCGGAGGCCAUCCCCGACGAAGCGCCGGACACCAGCCCCCCGCACAGCUGCUCGCCCGCGCCGGACCGACACCGCAACGGGAGCAAGAGCUUCAAAUCUAAAAAGCACUUUGUGAGUGAGUGGGUGGGAGAGAAGCAGCAGGACCGCGGCGGCGUACGGACCCCAGAGCCGGUGCCAGAGAGGCCGCUGAGAAUAAGCAGUGACCCCGAAGUACUCGCCACGCAGCUGAACGCCCUGCCGGGCAUGGCCUGCUCUCCGCAGGUCUACAGCACCCCCAAACACUACGUCCGCUUCUCGUCCCCAUUCCUGGCUAACCGCAGCCCCACCACCCCCGGGGUCCCCACCGGGAGACGGCGUUCCCGGGAACUGCCCGAAACCCCGCCCACCACCGGCUCCUGCAAGAAGCGAUGGUUGAAGCAGGCUCUGGAGGAGGAGGGCUCCACCAGCCCGGCCAGAGGACCAAGCCUCCUGAUGCCCAGCGAGGGUCCUCUCAGCCCCCCCAUUAACGGGGACUCUGACAGCCCUCUAGCCUACAACGGUACCUGCUCGCUACCAGAGUUGCCCACGCCGCUGAAAAAGCGGCGGCUGAGUCCGCUGGACGCCUGCAUGUCCGAGAGCUCCACGCCCUACGGCUCCCCUUGUGCCACGCCCACCAGGGCCGACCAAUCGGAGACACCCGCGACCCCCGUCCUACCGGCUACCCCGCCGCGUCCCCGGACCGAGGAGCCGAGCGCGGAGCCCCCGCCCAGCACCCCAACGCAGACACUUAACGUCCUCCAGGAGAGUGACUCUUCGGUGGAAAGCUCCCCGGAGGUCAGCCGGAAACCCAGCGUGCAAGAGGCCGACCGUCCUCCUUCGUUGGUCUCCUCUCCGUGCGUCAGGGCUCCCAGUUCGGACGGACCCCCGACAGACGCCACGGCGACGGUUCCCGAAAGCCCGCAGCCCCCGGCCGCCGCCGCCGCCGAGCCUAUGGACUGCGGGGAGGACCGGGCCGACGGCGCGGUUGUCGAGGGGAGCAACGAGGCUUCCUCAUCCGCAGAAACAUGUGCUUCCUCUUUCCCCGGCUGGAUAAAAAGCCCCGACAGAGGCCCGACUGGACCAGCUGGCCUGAACUUCUCCCCAGUCAACUCAAACCUAAGGGACCUCACCCCCUCGCACACCCUGGAGCCUCUGGUGGCCCCCUUCAGGCCCGAGGCCGCAGCGGGGGCCGCAGCGGGGGCCGCCGCGGCGGGGACGGUGCCGCUGGUCGUCUCUCAGCCCCCCUUCCCUGAAGCCCAGGGGCCGCUCUUUUACCCCUGCCCCGAGGAGGCCACUUCACUGGGCUUCUCGCGCUCGCUGAACGGGGACGGCUCGGGCGAGGGGGGAGGCUCAGCGCAGAAUCCCCCACAGAAGAAAAAGGUGUCCCUGCUGGAGUACAGGAAGCGCCAGCGCGAAGCCCGGCGCAGCGGCUCCAAGGCCGAGUGCGGCUCCCCCGUGUCCGCCGCGCCUCCUUUGACUGUGGACGCCUUCGCCGCCGCGUUAGAGACCACGAGUGAAGCGCCUCUGCCUCCUGCUCCGCCUCCUCUCUGCAACACCGCCACCAGCACCGCGGCAAAAGAGCCCCCGGCGAGCGAGGAGGGGGAGGUGCCAGCGGAGAAAGGAGAGAAGGAAGGAGGAGAGGGACAGUGGACGUCGUCCACUUCUGUGGAGCAGGCGCGAGAGCGCGGCUACCACCGAGCGCUGCUGCUCAGCAAAGACAAGGACGCGGAUGGUGAGACCGAAGGUGGAGACACGCCCGCGCUGAGGGACUGCCCCUCUCCGAGUCUUCAAAAGACGCCGACCCACGCGCCCUGCUCUCCCGGUCCCGUGGCUCCGCCUCCCAGUCGCCCGGCGAAGGAGGAGGAGGCCGACGGCCAGCCGCCGAGCAAGCCGAAGCCGGCCCCCCUGACUCCCACCAAGCUCCACCCGGCGCCGUUGCCCUCCUCGCCGGUCCACUACCCCGGACCCUCCCUCCUGCACUCCCCCAAGCCGCAGGGCUCUCCCUACCGCGGCCAGAGGGCGCUGUUCUCCGCUCCGCCUCAAGCCCUGCCCCCGGCGCAGACUCCGACCGGCCCGGCCGCUUUCCCCCAGUACAACGCGCAGAGUGACCCGCCCCCGCCCCCGCCUCCUCCACCGGCUACGGCGGCGUAUUUUCCUAGCCAGAGCGCCUCGCCCGCCGGGCCCUUCCCUGGGUUUAAACCUGCCGUCGCCCCCCCGUACCCUCCUGGUUCUCAACCCCUGAUGCAGACUAUUCCCCACAGUGUGCAUUACCAGAGCUCCGCGGCGCCGCCGCCCCCCCCUCCGCCCCCACACCCGAUGUCUGGCCCCACCCUGCUGCACGUCAACCUGCAGCCGUCUCCCAUCCAGCAACACCAGCUCAUGCUGAGCACCGCCGCCCCCCCUCCCCCCCCCCCCUCCUCCUCGCAGGGCCAGGCCCCUCAGCAGCAGCCUCCCGCCGGCAGCGCCUUGUUGUCGCUGACCCCUCCCCCGCCGCCUCCCCCGCCUCCCCCCGCGCCCUCGACCAACGCCCAGAUGCAGCCCCACCACUUUCAGAACUUGGGGGCUUUUCAGCCGGCGUUGCUGCACCCAGGCGCCACCGCCAACCCGUCAGUGCCCCCGUCGACCUACCCGCCACCCCUACAGCAGACCGGACUGCCCCCACCUCCCCCUCCACCCCCCCAACAGACUCAACAAGGCCAGGCCCAGGCCGCUGCCUCCCCUCGUGGCGCCCCUGCGUCCUCGACCCCCUUCCACAGCUCGGGCUACCUGAGCACUGGGUGGCACUGACGACCCCCUCACCCCCCCCCCCCCCCCCAACCCCCCAGCGGGAGCCCCUGAGAACUCUGCCGGAGAGGGGCGUGUAUCAUAAGCUGUAAAUAUGUUUUCUAUGUACCUGAACACGUGGCCAGUGGAAGAACAGCUGCUUGUGGGAUAAAAAGAUACUUUUCAAGAAUACAAACAAAACGAGGACAGUGAAAAAACUCUUCAAGACGAACUGGUGAAAAGGAAGAUGGACGAUCCCUCCCCCCCCCCCCCGGUGCUCUUUGCCCGCUCCCCCUGGCCUCCGUUUGUUUUUAUAUAUCCUUCCUGUGAUGGAGGGGGAAGUUCUUUGUUCUGUGACUUGUUUGGACCCCCGUUGUAAGCCCCCCCCCCCCGCACUUUGUUUAUCAAUGGACAUUCCAGCCUAACCCCCCCCCCCCCCUGCCCUCCCCUCCUUCAUCCUCCUUUUCCUCCUUUGUCAGUUACUCGUUUUACUUUCUCUCUCUCGUCUCUCUACACAUUAUUUGUUAUAACCUAGCGGCUCACUAUAGCAAAGAAAAAGCUUUUGUACAGAGAAAAAAAAACACUUAUUUUUUUUAUUCCUCUGUCUAACAACAAAUAUCUGCUCCCCGCUGCAGAUUCAGAAAAGACCCGUUUCUAGAAAGCCUGCCGUACCAUGCUGGGAGGCUGUGUGUGUGUGUGUGUGUGUGUGUGUGUGUGUGUUACAGGGUGUGUGUAUGUGAGUAAGGGGAUGGUUGCCUGUGUGUGUGUGUGUGUGUGUGUGUGUGUGUGUGUGUGUGUGUGUGUGUGUGUGUGUGUGUGCGCUUGUAGUCUUCUGAGGUAGGCAGAGGGGUCUCGCUCCCACAUGUAGGACGAUAGCGGUUUAUUUUUGAAUAUCAAUGGUUAUUUGUAGAAAGUGUAAUUUAAUGUAUAGGUGGUUACUGCAGCUUUCACCAGAAACAGGUUGUAAAUAUUUGCUUUUCUUUCUUUUCUAUGCUUGUACAAUUGGCUCCCAUCCCAUUUUUUGGAAAUAUGGUUGUAAAUAUGAACGCUCUUCUUGGCAAAGCUGAAUGUUUCUGUGACUGUAGCAUUAUUUUUAUUUGAUUUCUUUCCCUCUCUGGACUUUUCAACUUUGUCUUUGUUUUUUUUUUUGUAUUCUUUGUGUGUGUGUGUGAGUGUAUGUUUGUGUGGAGGGCAGAGACUCACAGACACUGCACUGUUCGGCUAUUUUCAUGGUUCAUUAUAAUAAAUCACUGUAAUGACAGUUCUAUACAA